Messenger RNA from Armigeres subalbatus, 1131 nucleotides. Its product is annotated as superkiller complex protein 8. Gene Ontology annotation, cellular component: Cdc73/Paf1 complex. Gene Ontology annotation, molecular function: protein binding. Lineage: Eukaryota; Metazoa; Arthropoda; Insecta; Diptera; Culicidae. The record is from RefSeq and is a predicted model, not a curated record. The transcript is spliced from 4 exons. Bases 96 to 1091 code for a protein of 331 amino acids.
CCCUGAUUUUGACACUUGAAUUUCUUAGGGGAGUUCAUUUUGCGCUGGUCCAUCAGUAAGUGGACAAGUGGUAAAUCGAGAUAAAGUGCUUUCAAAUGUAUUCCUUACUUCAUAAAGAAGAAAAUGCUCACGAAGAAAGCAUCUGGUCAUGUUCUUGGGGUAGAGUUGCUUUGACAGUAGAAAACGAAGACAAAUUGGACGCUGAUGAAAAUGAUUCCCGUGAUUCAGUUGGAAAUAAGAAAGGUGAGGAAUAUCGCGAUUUCAUUGUAACCGGUGGCCUCGAUGACCGCGUCAAAGUAUGGGACGUAAAAGAUAACAAACUGAAACUACGGAACACGUUUACCGGCCAUUCACUUGGCGUUGUAUCAGUGGAUGUUAGUAGUAGUGGAGAAGUGAUUGCCAGUAGCUCUCUGGAUUCUGGUUUAUGCAUUUGGAAAGCAGAUUCAGGUCAAUUGCUGAAUCAGAUUUCCCUCGGACCUGUGGACUUGUGGACCGUCGCUUUUUCUCCUUGUGACAAAUACAUUAUUUCCGGUUCUCAUGAGGGUAAAAUCUCCUUAUAUAGUGUCGAGAACGGAAAACCGGAACAAGUGUUGGAUCCUCAAAAUGGAAAAUUUACACUGAGCAUUGCUUACAGUCCAGAUGGUAAAUAUAUAGCCAGUGGUGCAAUCGAUGGAAUAAUUAAUAUUUUUGACGUAGCUGCUGGUAAAGUCGCCCAAACACUCGAAGGACACGCAAUGUCUGUUCGUAGCCUUUGUUUUUCCCCAGACUCCCAGAUGCUGCUAACUGCUUCGGAUGACGGACAUAUGAAGCUUUACGAUGUAGCACAUUCUGACGUUGUAGGUACUUUGUCUGGUCAUUCAUCGUGGGUUCUUUCUGUAUCGUUCUCUGGAGAUGGAAAAAACUUUACAUCCUCGUCCAGCGAUAAGACCGUGAAAAUCUGGAAUGUAGCUGAGCGCCAAUGUUUACACACUUUCGAUGAUCACCAGGAUCAAGUAUGGGGCGUGAGAUAUAGUCUGGACAGUUCAAAGGUCAUAUCGGUUUCAGAAGACAAAUGUGUGAAUUUGUACGAUUGUCCUCCAAACAUAAUCUAAACUGAUGAAAGAAAUAAAAAUGCAGUUUCAUCCUUUUUAA